AUGCUGCUCAGAGGAUUACGAGCUUGUGCUGAACGUGCCUCGAAGCCGCGUACGACAGACUUGGAUCGAAUUUCGAAGACCACCAAGAAAUUGUUGGAAAGAAGAAGGGCCUUGAGGCUUGAUCCGAAUGUGUCGCACAUUGAGCGGUUAAUAGCAAACACUAGCUGCAGAAAAGCGUUGCAGGGGAAUCUUUCGAAAUACAGGCAGAAAAAGAUUCUGGAAGCAGCACAAAGAAGAACGAGUCUGAAGAAGUGCCGCAGGGAUCUCCGCGAAUAUAAUAUUUCGCUAGCAACCUUGCUGAGCGAAGACGGGACUCGCACGUCUUCUCGUCGUGAGAUGGAAAUCAUUACGGAGAGGUUCUACUCGAACCUUUUCCGUUCAUCAACUCCUGUGUCAAGCCCAAUCAUCCCCACUGGCGAUGCUCCACCAUGGAUUCUCCCUUCGGAAGUACGAGUCGCUAUCAAGAGCAUGAAACCUGGCACAGCCCCCGGAUCCGAUUUUAUAUCAGCAGACUUUCUUCGGGCUGGUGGCCAUCCGCUUCAUGUAAUCUUAGCAGCGCAUAUGACAUCCUACCUUCAGAAAGAAAGAAUCCAAACCAGUGGAAGACGUCACGAACCGUUCUUAUCCAUGAGAAAGGUGACCGAGAGGACCUUCGAAACACCCGUCCGAUAUGCUUGCUGA
Messenger RNA from Necator americanus (New World hookworm), 681 nucleotides. RefSeq lists its product as uncharacterized. Bases 1 to 681 code for a protein of 226 amino acids. Lineage: Eukaryota; Metazoa; Nematoda; Chromadorea; Rhabditida; Ancylostomatidae. The transcript has a single exon. The record is from RefSeq and is a predicted model, not a curated record.